Lagenorhynchus albirostris (white-beaked dolphin) is the source of this 144-nucleotide messenger RNA. Its product is annotated as cAMP-responsive element modulator-like. Bases 1 to 144 code for a protein of 47 amino acids. The transcript has 3 exons. The record is from RefSeq and is a predicted model, not a curated record. Lineage: Eukaryota; Metazoa; Chordata; Mammalia; Artiodactyla; Delphinidae.
AUGGAAACAGUUGAAUCCCAGCAGGAUGGAUCAGAUUCUAGUGAAUCUGCUCAUAUGCAGACUCAGACUGGUCAAAAUUCAAUCCCUGGUUUAGCUCAUCAGCGAUUGCAGAGACAGAUGAGUCUGCAGAAUCAGAAGGUGUGA